CAAUUCAACAGCCACCCGUACCACCAUUGUUACAACCAUUGUUUGGGUUCGGUGAUCUGUGGUUUUGGAGAUUUUAUGGGUUUUGGUGUACUACUUUGCUUUCAUUUCAUUGCAGGAAUUUGAUCCGUUAAAGAUUAUCAUUACCAAGGUCUCUGAUGGCUUUGACUGUGAACUCUACAAUAAAAUGACAUCAACUGCAUUCUGGGUCGGUCUCAAGGCUUCUUGCAUUUAGUUUGUUGUGAAAAUAUAAUAAUGGUGCAUCCUCUACCCGGUAAGAGAUGAAGAAUUUGAGAGACAUGACUUAUGAGAUGGGUGCCUGCUUUUGUUUUCUUCUGCAUUUGGUGGACCUGGUGGUGGUGUCUUGGUAGCGGUGGUGGGGCAGGCAGUAAGUGUUGUCACAGGGGCGGGAAACAAAAAAACCCCAGCCCAAAAACCAGAACAGCAUCCUCCAAAUUUCAGUUUCAGAAAUUCUUUUAUCGUCAACAAAGCUUUCGAGACAUUCAAGGCGCCAUUUCCACUAUUAAUUCUCAUAUACUCAAAUGGAGAGAAUAUAUGUGACGGUUAGGGCAAGGCCACUGUCUACCGAGGACGCAAAGACAAGUCCGUGGAGAGUCUCUGGACAUUCCAUUUUUAUUCCUAACAAUCCCUCAAAGUUUGAAUUCGACAGGAUUUUUGGAGAAGAUUGUAAAACUUUAGAUGUUUAUCAAGCUCGUACCAAAGAUAUUGUGGCUGCCGCAGUUCAUGGCUUCAAUGGCACGGUUUUUGCUUAUGGACAAACCAACAGUGGAAAAACAUAUACAAUGCGAGGCUCAUCCAAUGAACCUGGGGUCAUCCCUCUUGCUGUGCAUGAUUUGUUUAACAUCAUACAAGAGAAAGUGGAUCGGGAGUUCCUUCUGCGGAUGUCUUAUAUGGAGAUCUAUAAUGAGGACAUAAAUGAUUUAUUAGCUCCUGAGCACCGAAAACUGCAGAUUCACGAAAGUCUGGAGCGGGGGAUUUAUGUUGCUGGUUUGCGAGAAGAAAUUGUUGCUUCUCCUCAGCAAGUUCUUGGUCUGAUGGAGUUUGGAGAAUCUCAUAGGCAUAUUGGAGAGACGAAUAUGAAUGUAUACAGUAGUCGAUCGCACACCAUUUUCCGCAUGAUAAUUGAGAGUCGAGACAAAACAGAAGAUAACAAUAUUAGCAAUUCUUGUGAUGCUGUUCGUGUAUCAGUUUUGAAUUUAGUGGAUCUUGCUGGAUCAGAGCGUGCUGCAAAAACAGGUGCAGAAGGUGUUCGGCUCAAAGAGGGUUCCCACAUUAAUAAAAGCCUGAUGACACUUGGAACUGUAAUUAAAAAACUGAGUGAAGGGGCUGAAAGCCAAGGGGGUCAUGUUCCAUAUCGAGAUAGCAAACUUACGCGCAUUUUACAGCCUGCUCUCGGUGGAAAUGCAAAUACAGCUAUAAUAUGCAACAUCACCCUUGCACAGAUUCAUGCAGAUGAAACCAAAAGUAGUCUUCAGUUUGCAAGUAGAGCAUUAUGUGUCACCAAUUGUGCCCGUGUUAAUGAGAUAUUAACAGAUGCUGCUUUGUUAAAGCGUCAAAAGAAAGAAAUCGAGGAGCUUCGAGCCAAAUUACAGGCAUCUCAUUCAGAACACUUGGAGGAAGAGAUCCUUAAUUUAAGAAACACCUUAUUACAGUCUGAACUGGAAAGGGAACGUAUAGCAUUGGAGCUGGAGGAGGAAAAAAAAGUCCAAGCAGAGCGUGAGAAAGUGUUGCAAGAGCAAGCUAAGAAAAUAAAAAACUUGAGCUCAAUGGUUUUGUAUUCAAAUAGGGAUGAGAACCGUGAUCAUUUGAAAAAGGAGAAGCGGCGAGAUACAUGGUGCCCUAGUAAUCUUUCAAGGGAGACUUUUCAAGAGGUGUAUGCAAAUGUCCAACUGAAGGCUUCCCCUGUAAAAUCGAUGAGAUCUGAGCGUGAUGUGGGACCAUUUCUUCCUUUUGAACAGUUGAUAAAUGAAACUGAAGUGGUUGAUGAGUUAAGCAAACAAGAUGAAGAUUGCAAAACCAAUUCAUUGCAAUAUUGUAAUCUUCCUGGUCCACGUGCUUUAUUGCAUGUAACAAACAGAAGAAAAGUACCACUGAGGAAGCAAAGCACUCCUCUGGACAAUGAACUGGAGGAACUGCAAGCUGAGUAUGAAGAUUUGCUUUUGAAAUUCGAAUCUCAGAGAACUAUGAGUGAGAUACAAAUUGACUACCUAACAAGAAAGCUGGGUGAGGCUGAUUUGUCUUUGUCUUGCAACAUGAAAUUCAAUGACCAUUCCACACAUAAUGUUGAUAAAGGUACCCUUUAUGGGGACAAAAGUGUGAAUAUAAGGGAGUUGGAGGCUAUUCUUGUUAUCAAGCAACUUCAAGAGAAGAUUAAAUUGUUGGAAAUGGAGAAGUCCUCAAGCCAACAAAAUCUGGACAGUCUUGUUGAACUAGCCACGGAGCAGAAUAUAUGUGCUAGGGAGAAGUUUGAUGAGCUUCAUGAAGAGCUUCUUAAUGCACGGGAAGAGGCUAGGAUGGCUCAUGAACAGCUUGCUUCAAGUGUGCCAGGGGAAAAAGCUGAUCUUUCAAUGGAGAUCCAAGAAAUAAUGCCAGAACUGGAAAAUGUAAAAGAAGUAGUGGAUGUUGUCUCAUCACUUGUGGAUGAUGUUUUCCAGAGUUUGUCUGCCAUAUACAAGGAGUUCACUGAUUUCAAGGCCUUGAUGCACCAGAUUACUGUUCAGCAGAAUUCAGUUAUUAGUGACCACGAGAAUUUACAAUUUUGCCUGAGACACAAAAUUUCUGAAUUAGAGAGUGAGAAGCUACUUAUGGACAAUCAAUCUAGUGAUUUGCAGAGGCAGAUACAUGAAGCACUUUCAGAGCAACAAAAUCUGGAAAAAUCUAAACUUCUUUCUCAUAUUCAAACACUUGAAAAGGAACUAUCGUGUCUAUCAUCUUCUUCCUUGGUCAAGGAAAAGGAAAGUUUGAGAAAAGAUCUUGAGAAAACGAAAACAAAAUUGAAAGAGAUUGAUUACAAACUUAAGAAUGCCAUUCAGGAGAAAACCAAAUUAGAGGGUGAGAAAGCAAUUGCUGAACGAGAAAUUAAACGAUUGCAUAGUCAAAGGACUCUUCUUGAGCGAGAUAUAAGCAAACGUGACUCAGUUGCUAGUAAGAAGCGUGAUUCAAUUGUUGACCGAGGCUCAAAGGUAUUUGAUCCAAGAAGGGGAAAGAGUUUUGGUAUGCCUUAUGAACAAAUGCAGGAAGAUUACAAAAACUUGGAAGUGCUUGCAUUUGAAAUGGAGACAACUAUUGCUUCUCUAGAGGCGGAAUUAGCAGCCAACUCUAGGGAAAGAGUGGAGGAUAUAUCGAUAAAUGAAAAUUUGGCUUCGGAAAUGGAAGUUCUGUCUGAAAAGUUCAAUAAAUCAAAUAUUGAACCGAAUAUAUUGCAAGAAGAGGUUUCAGGCCUUAAGCUUAGCUUACAAGAAUCUAAAUCCAACGAGCAGAAAUUGCAAAGCUCUGUGAAGAUGUUGGUUGAAGAAAAGGAAGAAUUAGCUGUGCAACUGAUUAAUUCCCUUAUGGAAAUGGAGGAGGAAAAGGCAAUAUGGUUUGCUAAGGAAAAAGCUUCUAUUGAAACCAUAGAUGAAAAAGUAAAAUUACACCAGACAGAGACCAAGUCAUUAUCAAAAAGAAUGUUGGAGGUGGAGAAUGAACUAGAAUCCUCUAGAGAAGAAUGUGAGGUCCUCAGGGCACGAUUGAUGUGUUUAGAGCAAGAUAUAAAAUUUGAGAAGAAAUGCAGUUUGGAGAAAUCUAUAGAUAUAGAUAAACUGAGAAAUGAGCUAAAAUUAGCUGAACACAAGAGUAACCAACUUGAGCAAAUGUUGAAGUCGAAGUUGGAGAUGCUCGCUUUGGAUUUCCAGCAUGCUCAGGAGAAGGUGAAUAAGGGUCACAAUGAUGAAGUUAGCAAUAACAUUGAAAGGGCAAAGCUUAGAAUGAGGCUGAAAUGGACACAAGCGCAUUUAGAUGCCUUACGUCGAAGAUACAGGGAAGCAGUGCAGGAAUCUGAAAACAUGAACAAGCAGUUUGAGGAGGCUUCAGCAAACCUUAAGGAGCGUUUGGCUUUGAAAGGAAUUGAAGUUCUCAACCUUAAGAAGCAGCUAGCUGCUGCAAUGGGUCAAUAAAUUCUAACUUUUACUGCCUUUGUACAUGUAAACUAACUAAUGUAUAAUACUGUAAUUCGUAGCUCAAAUUAAUACAAUUUAGUUGUCUUACUUACCCACCAA
This is a messenger RNA of Pistacia vera, 4274 nucleotides long. RefSeq names its product kinesin-like protein KIN-7O. The coding region runs from base 540 to 4172 and encodes 1210 amino acids. Gene Ontology annotation, biological process: microtubule-based movement. Gene Ontology annotation, molecular function: microtubule motor activity; microtubule binding; ATP binding. The record is from RefSeq and is a predicted model, not a curated record. The transcript has 34 exons. NCBI's taxonomy places the organism in Eukaryota, Viridiplantae, Streptophyta, Magnoliopsida, Sapindales, Anacardiaceae.